This is a messenger RNA of Lactuca saligna, 411 nucleotides long. The record is from the annotation of a GenBank genome assembly. Lineage: Eukaryota; Viridiplantae; Streptophyta; Magnoliopsida; Asterales; Asteraceae.
AUGAAAACUUUGAUAUGUUUUCGUAUUCCAUCCACGGGUUAUCUGUUGCUUGUGUCCCGAGGUUUACUGUCUCUUGCGUCCAUUGGUUAUCUGGCUCUUGUUGCCAUCGGUACUCGGUGCAACCCUGCCAUUGGUUAUGUGGCUCUUCCUGUGGUUGGUAUUCGGUCUCUUGCGCCCAUUGGUUAUGUGGCUCCUAUUGCCAUUGAUGUUCGGUUUGUUGUGUCCAUUGGUUGUCUGGAUGCUGUUGCCAUUGAUGUUCGAUAUGUUGUGUCCAUUGGUUGUCUAGCUGCUAUUGCCAUUGUUGUUCGAUAUGUUGCGUCCAUUGGUUCUCUGGCUCAUGGUGCCGUUGGUUUUCGGUCGCUUGCAUCAGUUCCUCUUUUGUCGCUUUUGUCCCAUUCCCUGACGCUCUGA